Molecule: messenger RNA, 4686 nt
Organism: Mollisia scopiformis
Lineage: Eukaryota; Fungi; Ascomycota; Leotiomycetes; Helotiales; Mollisiaceae
Exons: 2
Coding region: 1-4686 (1561 amino acids)
Biological process (GO): inositol phosphate biosynthetic process; inositol metabolic process
Cellular component (GO): cytosol
Molecular function (GO): 5-diphosphoinositol pentakisphosphate 1-kinase activity; inositol hexakisphosphate kinase activity; diphosphoinositol pentakisphosphate kinase activity
Source: RefSeq, a predicted model, not a curated record
AUGGACCAACCUGAUAACGAUGAAGGGGGGCAGACUAACCAUCCUAGCACAACCGCAGUGGAUUCUCUACCAAGCCCAGCACUCGAAAACCCAGAGCAGAAACUUCCCAAGACAAAGUUGCGAACUGCCUCAUACGACCUGUCUUCAGCUUCGAGCAUCAAAUCCAUGUCCAGCAGGAAGAGCCGAUAUGCGGAUCCGGUACCAGCAGACAUUCAUUCGGAAAGAGCCAGUAUAUCCAUGCCGCCGCCGCAACGGAGGCCCUCGAUAAAGUCAAGAACUCCUUCUGUGCAGAGUCGUCAAGGAUCAGAAGCUCUGCGACCAGCACCAGGCAUACUGUCGAGCAGGAGAACAAGCAGGGAAGAUAUUGCUGUGGAGGAGGAUUUCGAUACGCCCAAAUUAUCUCCCAGCGUCAUGACGGACGAAUCGAAACCCUACCAAUUGCCAGAUGCUGCUCUUCGACAAAAGGCAUCUAUACCGGAUAUGGAGUCAAAGCGCAUGUCAGUAUCGUCGAUGUACUCGUUGAACUCUGUUAGAGCGCCGAGCUCGGCUGCAUCUGCAAAUGGUUCAGAGCCAGGGAGUGGGAUUGGAACUCGGGCUUCGUCUGGAACACUGUCACCGAAUAAGGUGUUGGGUAUCUCACAGCCAGAGACAUCUGCUAUAUCUGUUACGACUUCGUCCUCGAACCAAUUUGGAACCAAUGGCAACGCCAAUGGCCACCAACUUACCCCGCGAGAGUCCCCCGCCCAUGCGUCAGAAAUCGCAAAGCGAAAUGCUGCCCACCGAGGAGAAGGUGCACCAAGAUCACAACCACCUGGCAGAUCCAGAAGUCGGGCGAAGAGACGUUUCAGUGGAAGCACUGCUGCAAGCAGCCAUAGCCCAAGCAGCGAGAAAGGAUCCUGGGCAAAGGAAGAAAAGCCAACACCAAUCGGCGUCAUUGGUGUAUGUUCUCUGGAUGUGAAAGCCAGAAGCAAACCAAGUCGCAACAUUUUGAACCGUCUGAUUUCCAAAAACGAGUUUGAAGUUGUGGUUUUCGGAGACAAAGUUAUCUUGGACGAAGACAUUGAAAAUUGGCCACUCUGCGAUUUCUUGAUAUCUUUCUACUCUGAAGGAUUUCCGCUGGACAAGGCUAUUGCAUAUGUAAAAGCCCGAAAGCCAUUCUGCGUGAAUGAUGUUCCUAUGCAGAAGAUAUUAUGGGACCGACGGAUCUGUCUUAUGAUCUUGGACAAAAUCAAAGUACCAACGCCAAGGAGACUCGAAGUCAGCCGUGAUGGCGGUCCAAGUAUUCUAACACCAGAUAUGGCACAGCACUUGAAGGAUACCACUGGCGUUGUACUGGAAGGACCGGAGGACGGUACGGGCGGGCAAACUAUUCCUCCUCGGAAAGUCGAACUCCUCGAUGAUGGAGAUACUCUCAGCGUAGAUGGCUCUUUACUUGCAAAGCCAUUUGUGGAGAAACCUAUUAGCGGCGAGGACCACAAUAUUGUCAUCUACUUUCCAAAGAGCCAAGGAGGCGGAGCACGAAAACUAUUUCGCAAGAUAGGCAAUAAGAGUUCAGAAUGGGUAGAGGACAUGAAUGUUCCACGAGCCAUCCUGGAGCCAGACAGUAGCUACAUCUACGAAAAGUUCAUGAAGGUGGACAACGCGGAGGAUGUCAAGGCUUACACUGUUGGAGCGAAUUAUUGUCAUGCAGAGACUCGGAAGUCGCCCGUCGUGGAUGGUCUGGUCAGACGCAACACCCAUGGCAAGGAGAUUCGAUAUGUUACCAGUCUCUCUAAGGACGAAGCAGCAAUUGCCAGUCGAAUUGCGGUGAGUUUUGGACAACGAGUAUGUGGUUUCGACCUUCUCCGUGCUGAGGGCAAGAGCUAUGUCAUUGAUGUCAAUGGCUGGAGCUUUGUCAAAGACAACGAAGAGUACUACGAUCAAUGCGCAAGGAUAUUGAGGGAGAUUUUCAUUCGGGAGAAGCAAAGAGUGUCCGCUCCGUCAUCUUCAGGCAGCAUUGUCACAUCCCCCACGUCAGAUGGUAUCAUCAGUCCUAUUGCACGAAGGGAAACAGGCGGCUUGAAGGAUAAUCAUCGAUCUGCUCUUCAACACAUUCUUCAAAAAUCCCCAAGCUUGUCUAAACUUACCGGACACAGCAGGAAGUCUACAAUAACCGAUUCUCCAGAGGCAUCAGCUGCUCCUACUCCCAGAACAACGCCUCCGGGGGCAGACAAGGGAGUUGCAUUGCCACCCAUCCCUUCAACCCCGCUGUUACCACCACCAGCUAUGAACUAUCUGACUGGCAGCACUCCAUCUACUGCCCCAUCAACAGUCCCUUCAACACCAGCUCCAGGCAGUAUAGCAAAUGUUGAUCCAUUGCAGCCGGCAGCACCAAAACAUACCUGGAAACUUAAGGGGAUGGUGUCUGUGAUCCGCCAUGCUGAUAGAACACCGAAGCAGAAGUACAAGUUCACGUUUCACACUAAACCAUUUAUCGACCUUCUCAAAGGUCACCAGGAAGAGGUCUUACUCACUGGUGAAGCUGCCCUUGAUAGUGUUAUGGCUGCCGUCGACAUCGCUUUGCAUGAAGGAGUGGAGGACCGAGAGAAACUACGCACUUUACGUAAUGUAUUGGUCAAGAAAGGAGGUUGGGCGGGAACAAAAGUUCAAAUCAAGCCAAUGUUUAGGAAGAGAAAGCCAGAGGAGAUCUUCACCAUGACAGCUUUGAGCGAGGAUGAAGCCAAAGCAGCAGAUGCUAAGCUUCAAGAAGAGGAAAGCAAGAAACAGGAGAGACCGCAAUUGUCUGCAAUAGAAACACCAGUGUCGCCCACUGAUGAAAGCGACGGAGCAAUGAACAGAUCGCCACAUCGACAAGACUCAUUGUCAGGUAUCACUCUGUCUCGAAUAACUGCAGCAGAAAACAGCCUGGCGCUCGAGAAGCUUCAGUUGAUUGUCAAGUGGGGUGGCGAGCCAACUCAUUCUGCAAGAUACCAAGCACAAGAACUUGGUGAGAACAUGCGAAACGACCUGAUGCUGAUGAAUAGAGAGGUUCUCGAGGAGGUGCAUGUGUUUAGCAGCUCUGAACGUCGGGUCACAACGAGUGCACAAAUCUGGGCGUCCGCGUUCACGGAUCAUCAGGAUCUUCCCGCAGACUUCAUAACCAUUCGCAAGGACCUUCUUGAUGACUCCAAUGCUGCGAAGGAUGAGAUGGACAAGGUCAAGAAGAAGCUGAAAACUCUGCUUCGUCAGGGGAGCGAAGCACCACCACAGUUUGCUUGGCCCACGAACAUGCCAGAGCCUUCUAUCGUACAGAGAUACGUGGUCCAGCUGAUGAAGUUCCACCGCAGGGUCAUGCGCCACAAUUACAACAAGCUGUAUGGCGGCGCCUCCUCAUCGCUUAACGCAAUUGCGAACCCCGGAGACAAGGACAAGUCCGAAACGUCGUCUGUCAGUAGCGCUAUGUCUCAAGCCACAGCAACAAGUAGCAUUCAAGCGCGCUGGUGUUGUGGUGAAGACGCCGAGCUGUUCAAGGAGCGUUGGGAGAAACUGUUCAGCGAAUUCUGCGAUGGGGAGAAGGUAGAUCCCAGCAAGAUAUCAGAGCUUUAUGACACCAUGAAGUUCGAUGCCCUCCACAAUCGACAAUUUCUCGAGUGGGUCUUCACGCCUAGCAAGAGCAUUCUUGCUGAAGAGGAAGAGGCUAUUGCGGGCGAGUCGAAAGGAUUGGAGAAGGAGAAGGAACAGCCCAAAGAUCCUGCUGCAGUGGUUUCCAAAGAUUCUGACGACUUGGAGACCAGCAGAAGUCUUCAUAGGCGGAUGUUCAGGCGUCGCUCAGUAAUGACGGGUGCCAAAGUUGAAGAACCUCCUGAACAAUACUUCCGUCUGUUUACUGGUAGCAGCCAGACUAAAGCAAAGACUGAUGCAAGACUUGAGAAGCUGCGAGAGCUUUACAAGCUUGCCAAAGUCCUGUUCGACUAUAUCUGUCCACAGGAGUAUGGCAUGACGGAUGCUGAGAAGUUGGAGAUUGGUCUGCUAACAUCACUUCCUUUGCUCAAGGAAAUCGUGGAAGAUCUUGAGGAGAUGCAGGCAUCUGAUGAUGCAAAAUCGUUUGUAUACUUCACGAAGGAGUCUCAUAUUUACACUCUGCUCAACUGUGUCCUCGAAGGGGGCAUACCUACGAAGAUCAAGCGUAGUGCCAUCCCGGAGCUCGAUUAUCUCUCGCAUAUCUGCUUCGAGUUGUACGAAUCUGAGAAUAAAACACCUCCUGAUGUGCAGGAUGUUGCCAAGUAUGCUUACAGCAUCCGCAUUACCAUCAGUCCCGGAUGCCACACGUUCGACCCACUAGACGUCCAACUCGAUAGCAAGCAUUGUAUCAGCUGUGCCCCACGACGCAGCUUGACGGCGCAUGGAGACUGGAAGGAGGUGAUCGAAACCUUGAGAGCAAAAUUCCAUCAGUAUGUAUUGAUCCAUACCCCAGAAAAGGAUCUCAAGCUAACCAGCACAAUCAGGGUCAAACUCCCAAAAAGCUUCCUAGCAGUUAAUCUGAGCGAGUCUCACGCAUUCCACAAGAAAGAGGACACGGACCCAGAUGCCAUCUCAACAAUCGCGGAGAUGAAGGCCCAAAUCAGCGCAGAAGAUACCGUGCCGCAAGCCCCACAUGAGCAAGUACCGGAUGUUGAGGCUGAGAAUCCGCCUUCGCCAACGUCGUGA